CAGAGAAGAAGAAGAAGAGUAACCCGGGAGUGGGCCGGACUUCUGUAGUAGAAGAAGAAGCUAGCCGCUAGCCUCCCGGUGCUGCAGGCUCUGGUUCUGGUUCUGGUUCUGGUUCUGGUUCUGUCUCUAGCCGAUCAACAUGGUCCAACUGGUGGGUUCCCUGCGGAAGGAGCUGGCGGACUCGCUGUCCAGCUGCAAGGUGCUGGUGGUGGGAGCCGGAGGGAUCGGCUGCGAGCUGCUGAAGAACGUCGUGCUGACCGGCUUCAAGAACAUCGAAGUGAUCGACUUGGACACGAUCGACGUGAGCAACCUGAACCGUCAGUUCCUCUUCCAGAAGAAGCAUGUGGGCAAGUCUAAAGCACAGGUAGCCAAGGAGAGCGCUCUGCAGUUCUGUCCGUCUGCAAAUAUCACGGCGUACCACGACAGCAUCAUGAACCCCGACUACAACGUGGAGUUCUUCAGAAAGUUUGUGCUGGUGAUGAACGCUCUGGAUAACAGAGCGGCCCGUAACCACGUGAACAGGAUGUGUUUGGCAGCAGACAUUCCUCUGAUAGAGAGCGGCACGGCUGGAUACCUUGGACAAGUCACAGUCAUCAAGAAGGGAAUGACAGAGUGCUACGAAUGCCAACCCAAGCCCACCCAGAAGACUUUCCCAGGAUGCACCAUAAGAAACACGCCAUCUGAGCCCAUUCACUGCAUCGUCUGGGCCAAGUAUCUCUUCAAUCAGCUGUUUGGAGAAGAGGAUGCAGAUCAGGAGGUGUCACCAGACACCGCGGACCCCGAGGCGGCAUGGAAUCCUGAAGACACGGCAGCUCGCGCCACAGCCUCGGAAAAGGACGGCGACAUCAAGCGGGUCUCCACAAAGGACUGGGCCCGGUCCACGGGAUACGACCCUGUCAAACUCUUCAACAAGCUUUUCAAAGACGACAUCAUGUACCUGCUGACCAUGGACAAGCUGUGGAAGAAGAGGAAAGCUCCCACGCCUCUGGACUGGCAGCAGCUAGAGAACGGCGCGAAUCCACAGGAGGAUACUCCGGCUUCGGGUUUGAAGGACCAGCAGGUUCUGGGUGUUUGGGGUCACUGCCAGCUGUUCCAGCACAGUGUGGAGACUCUCCGCUCACAGCUGCAGGAGAAGGGAGAAGGAUCCGAGCUGGUGUGGGACAAGGACGACCCUCCGGCCAUGGACUUCGUUACCGCGGCAGCCAACCUCCGUAUGCACAUCUUUAGCAUGAACAUGAAGAGUCGCUUUGAUGUGAAGUCCAUGGCGGGUAACAUCAUCCCGGCGAUCGCUACAACCAACGCCGUCAUCGCUGGACUCAUCGUGCUGGAGGGGCUGAAGAUCCUGUCUGGAGAACUGGAGUCCUGUCGCACGAUCUUCCUGAACAAGUGUCCCAACCUCAGGAAAAAGCUGCUGGUCCCGUGCAUCCUGGACCCGCCCAGUGCCAACUGCUACGUCUGCGCCAGCAAACCUGAAGUCACAGUCAAACUCAACGUCCACAAAACAAUGGUCCUCUCUCUGCAGGACAGGAUCCUGAAGGAGAGGUUCGGCAUGGUGGCUCCAGAUGUUCAGAUAGAGGAUGGAAAAGGGACCAUCCUCAUCUCCUCGGAGGAAGGAGAGACGGAAGCCAACAACAGCAAGUUCCUCUCUGAUUUCGGGAUCCGUAACGGCAGCCGUCUCCAAGCCGACGACUUCCUCCAAGACUACACACUCCUCGUUAACGUCCUGCACACCGAGGAACUCGAGCACGACGUGGAGUUCGAGGUCGUAGGUGAGGCGCCAGACAAAGCUCCGCCCCCUCAGACCAACCAGGAAGAGGUUAACAGCAUCACCAACGGCAACAAGGACUCCGCCCAGCCGUCCACCUCCUCCAAAGCGCGGGCAGCAGCAGCAGACGACGACGACGACAUCAUGAUCGUUGAUUCCGACGAGGAGGAGGAGGAGGGAGCGCCGUCGUCCAGCACGGCGGCACCAGGAGCAUCCAGCGGCACCAAGAGGAAGCACUCGGACGUGGAAACCGGCGAGGCGUCCACCAAGCGCCCACGGACGGACCAAUCAAGCGCAGCAGCAGCUGCUGACGACGACGACGACGACAUCAUCGCUCUGGACUAGACCCGCCCACCGCCUGCCCGUCGGCCCGUCCCUGAAGAACUUUGAACGGUUACCGUUGUGACUCGAGGCCGACAGUAGGCUCCAAUAAAACUCGUCUUUUAUGAAGAACAGUUUACUGCCCCAGUUCGUCUUUGGUCGCUUCCCCUUCCUCCGACUGUGUUCGUGCUUUCAUACUCUUCUUCUUCUUCUUCUUCUUCUUCUUCUUCUUCUUCUUCUUCUUCUUCUUCUUCUUCUCUGCUGUAAAUAGAUUCUACUUUUUUUUUUUAAGAAGUUUUGAAAAAUACACAACUGCUUUUUUUUGUUUGUUUUGUUAUUUUUAUUCAUUUCUGGUCCAGAUAAAAUGAUAAAAUUCUUCUCAAUGGCUUUUUUUGUAUUUUUUAUAACGUUGCUGUAUUUCUCAUGCUACACACGAGUCAGGGUGUUUUUGUGCUUCGUGGGGGAAAAAAAGAUUUAAAAAAACAAACAACCAAAAACUCUGCCGCUCGUGGUCGUCUCUACAAACCACAGGUUGCACCUGUGCGGUGCUGUUGGCGUCUGUAAAAAGCACUGACGGAGUUUGAGCCACGUUGUCGAGUCGCAGAUGUUAGUUUGCUACCUCUUUUCUAGAACGAACAUGUCUCAGCUGCAGAUACGUUAAAAAAAUAAAAUAAAAUAAAAGUUUGUCAAACAGCCGUGAAGCAGCACGGAGGCGCUCGCGUGGCUCCACACGGCCAGAACCAGGCUGUUUGGUAGUUCAAUGUAAACACGUUGCUUUUUAUUAGUACGACCUGGUUCUGUUUGAGUUUCACUCCAGCAGAACCAGAGAUGGAUUUAGUGGUUUUGACCAGAACCAGUCCUUUUUGAAUCUGAAGGUCUACCCUCCGUGUCGGUGUCCAUAAUUUCAUAUUUCAUUGUGAUCUGACUUGUUGUUGACAGGCUGCGACAGCCCUUUGGACCAAUUUGGUGAAGACAAUAAACUCCAAACCAAUGCA
Messenger RNA from Larimichthys crocea (large yellow croaker), 3081 nucleotides. RefSeq names its product ubiquitin-like modifier activating enzyme 2 (gene uba2). Gene Ontology annotation, molecular function: SUMO activating enzyme activity. The coding region runs from base 140 to 2110 and encodes 656 amino acids. The transcript has 17 exons. Gene Ontology annotation, cellular component: cytoplasm; SUMO activating enzyme complex. NCBI's taxonomy places the organism in Eukaryota, Metazoa, Chordata, Actinopteri, Sciaenidae. Gene Ontology annotation, biological process: protein sumoylation. The record is from RefSeq and is a predicted model, not a curated record.